GCUUCAUUCUGAUUGGCUGCAGUGCAGCACACACCGCGUCGUGAACGAGCUAAAGCGCUGCAUCAUAAACUGAGCAUUUUGUUUGAUCGCAGUAAACAUAAAACACAAUAAACAGCAUCACUGGUUUAUUUCUUUAGCUUCCAAGCGUUAGCAAAGCCUUCUAAAGAUGUCUUUCAACGCUGGCCAUGGAUGCCCGAGGGGAAGACCAGCCGCUCCGCUCCCAAUGUAUCGUUCUGCUCCUCCACGGUAUCACUAUGACCCUUCGGCUGCUCCAGGUCCUAUCUAUAACCCUCAAGGCGGCAGUAACUACAUGCCACCUCAUCCUGAUUUCAUGCCAUUCCAUUUCCCAGCACCCUCACAGGGCUCUAAUGCUCUGCCCCAAUGCCCCGUACGCCCACCGGUCUUCCCAGAGCCGCCUCCUUUUCCUCCACCUGCUCCUCACAACUCAGACAGCUCCGCUCCAGUUCCGGUUCAGAGCUCUUACCCUUACAUGAUGCCCAACGUCACCCCUCCACCGCUUCCACCUGUGCCACCCUCAGUGCCACCUUCCAUGCCCUACCCGCCAUCAUAUCCCAUGAGCUACCCUCCACAGCUACAGCUCCCUCCUCCACCGAGCUUCAACCCAGCAUACGUGCAGCCCGGAGGUUCCUUCAAACCUGAACGCUCCCGCCCGCCUUUGCAAUACAAGUCGGACACCUGUUCCCGCUCCCCAGAAAGACUUCGUCACUAUGAUGACGACCACCGGCACAGGGGCCACAGCUAUGGAGGAUAUGGAGGCCGGCAUAACCGAGAGUUUGGAGGAGACAAACGGGACAGAGGGUGCAGUUCAGAGCGCAGGAGGUCAGACAGCCCACGGUAUAAAGCGGACUAUGAGAGAGGGCGUGUACCGUCAAGACACCGCAGCAGGUAA
This is a messenger RNA of Sinocyclocheilus grahami, 910 nucleotides long. RefSeq names its product ribonuclease 3-like. The record is from RefSeq and is a predicted model, not a curated record. Lineage: Eukaryota; Metazoa; Chordata; Actinopteri; Cypriniformes; Cyprinidae. Bases 167 to 910 code for a protein of 247 amino acids. The transcript is spliced from 2 exons.